AUGGCACCUGAUCUGGUCGCUCGGGUUCGGAGGAAGCUGUCCAUGAGACGACACUCGUUUGCUUCAUCCUUCUCGUUUGUCUCUUCAAAGAGUGCGGCCUCAUCGCUCCACGACGACCAAAACGAGACGCGCCCCGGACAGUUGUCGCCAGCCAGUUCCACCCUGCACAGCGCCGCUGGGCGCCCCGGUUCAAGGAUCAACAAACGUCGGUCACAGCAAAUGCGCGACCCGUCUCCAGAUGCAUCUCGCAGCAUGCCGCCGGAGUCGGCAUCUGACAAGCACCAGGACCCAGAGGAUGAGCAGCGGAAGCAAGACGAUCAUGAUGAUGAGCUCCUCUCGGCAGAGCAGCCGAGCCUAAUUGCUGCUAAGCUGCAGGGCACCGAUGGCGCUGAGCAGGCUAAAGGCGCCGAUCAGCUGGGGGAUUCAGCCACUGCUGGAGAUGCCGCCAGCAGCCACAGCACGAGUGCUAGUCCUACCAGAUCCGCCCACAUUCCGCAGCAGCGCCAGCAGCAGCCACAGCCUGAAGCUGAGGCUGCUGGCGAACAUUCUUCCCCUCCGCUAGAACCGCCCAAGAACCAACACCCAUCUCUGCCAUCCCAAUCAUCGCCGCUGCCCACCCAGCUGCACAGCAUCGACGAGGCACCAAGCCCUCCGUCACCCCGUUCACCGCCAGAACGCUCCGCCAGCCAUUCUCCUGUCCAGCAUUCCGUCCCCGACGGCGCUUGCGACACCUGGGCCGGCUCUUCUACCUCGCCCUCCAAUGAUAGCGGAAUUGUUGCCCGCCGCCGCCGAGACAAGACACCCGACACGUUGUCUCUGAAUCUCCACGAUAAUAAUAAAUCCCUUCUGGCAGCUGAGCCACCCAACGUCGACACACCUGCCUCCCCCAUCAUCCGGACCCAGCUACCAAUACGGCGCCAAAGCCUGCUCAGCAACCGUCAGUCGAAUCUGAUCCAUUCUCUUCUGGGUGCAUAUGAUACCGAAGACAACGGCAGCGGUCUGCCUCCCCUCGACAUAGUUGCCAAGAUGGCACAGCGCAAGGUCUGGGUCAAGCGACCGAACGCUUCGCCCACUCUGGUCAUCGUUAACGAGGACGACCUGGUCGACGACGUCCGCGGAGCGAUUUUGCACAAGUAUGGCAAUUCGCUUGGCCGAAGCUUCGACGCCCCCGAUUUAACACUCCGAAUCUGCCCCCGCGAGCAACCACAGCGUGAGCGUAUCCUCGGCCCAGAAGAACCCAUCUGCCGCACCUUGGAUACCUGCUUCCCUGAUGGUCAGCGUGUAGACGAGGCUCUCAUCAUCGAUAUCCCUGCUCGCCGAACGCCGAGACCAUCCCCGCGAAUCCAAGCUGGGUAUUACAUCAAUGACGAAGGCCGGCCAUCAGAGGCUGCCGAGGGCUAUUUCCCACCUGUUGGUGGCAUACCUUCACCCCAUCAUACCGUCACCGUCCAGCCACCAACUAAUGGAACAGUCCCUCACUCAAUCGCCGUUAUUGGCACCGGCCACAUCCCUCCGAUCCCGUCGCCUGGUGGCACGCGGCCGCGAGUCGUCAGAGAACGCACCAACCGACCCAGGAUCACAAGAACACAGACAUCAUCGCCGUCAUAUGUAGCGGCCCAUCCCCAAGGCGCCUCAAACUCCGUCGACAAUACCAACUAUAGCCACGGUACGCAGCACUACACCUCACGGCCUUCUCAUUCGCGGGCUCAUUCGAACUCCUCAGAAUAUCAAAAGGGAUUGCCACCGCCAACGAACCCUAUAACCUCCUCCCCAGGACCUAUCAUCUCACAUGCGCGCUCCUCGACUCCCCCUCCCCGAAUCUCCUCCCCUCGCCCGAACGCAAACCGGAAGAAGUCUCGAAGAACAGCCGAAUACCCCUCCGCACCAACCGCCAUCAAUGUUGGUGUUCCACCCAUUAAUGUCCUUAUCGUAGAGGAUAACCCUAUCAACCUGAAGCUGUUGGAGGCCUUUGUCAAGCGGCUCAAGGUUCGGUGGCAGACGGCAAUGCACGGCCAGGAAGCGGUAGACAAAUGGAGAACGGGCGGCUUCCAUUUGGUUUUGAUGGAUAUUCAGCUCCCGAUUAUGGAUGGCUUGGACGCAACACGUGAGAUCAGACGACUUGAACGCGUCAAUAAUAUCGGCGUAUUCUCAUCCGAGGACGGCCUGCCCGAAAAAUCCGAUGGCGACCUCAAGGAGCAAGACCGACUGCAAAACAAAGAGCUAUUCAAGAGCCCAGUCAUCAUCGUGGCAUUGACAGCGAGCUCGCUCCAGAGUGACAGGCACCAGGCAUUGGCCGCUGGUUGCAAUGAUUUCUUGACAAAGGCAAGUAGUUCAUCUCCCCAAACAGGUACCAAUCAAUUCGCGACGCCUGUCAACUUUGUGUGGCUUGAGCGGAAAGUCAUGGAAUGGGGCUGCAUGCAGGCGUUGAUCGAUUUUGACGGCUGGAGAAAGUGGAAAGACUUCUCACAAUUAAACCAAGAAAGUGAGGCGUCCAAGAAAGCAGCCGCUGCUGCUAAGGCCAAGGCGAUAAAGAAGAAGAACCGUUCGUCACUUUCAACAUACACUUAA
This is a messenger RNA of Clonostachys byssicola, 2568 nucleotides long. The record is from the annotation of a GenBank genome assembly. NCBI's taxonomy places the organism in Eukaryota, Fungi, Ascomycota, Sordariomycetes, Hypocreales, Bionectriaceae.